AUGCCCAUAAAACAUAAUGUUUUGCGCAACUGUUCAUUCAAAAAUCUUGGCAAAUUUAAUUUAAGUGCUCCUAGUUCAGAGAGAAAACAAAAUCAUAUCAUUGAAGCCGACUCAGAUAAAUCUUUCAAUGCUGAAAAUGUCAAAACCCAAACCAAAUCAUCUCAGUACUUGAAGACAUUGAAUUCUACACUGGCUGAAAAGCAACACUUGAAUGCCUCUUACAAGAGAUUUACCAAUACGAUCAAUUCAAAAGCUGAGGAGAAUAGUGUUGUUAAAAUGAAUUGUGAAAAAGUCAACAACAUUAUUGUCCAACCAGAGAUUAAUACAGCACCAGAAAAAGGAUCAUUGGAUACAUCCCUCCUAACUAACGCCUUGAUAUCUUCUCCCUUCCGAAAAAAAUCCCAGACCCUGAGUUCGGUUGACAGGGAUCAGUAUUUCAGGAAGCUCUACGUUGCAAAUUUAAAAAAUAGCGGCAUCAAUAUUAGAAACUCCCCCAAGAGAACAGCCAGUUAUGUGCCUAAUAAAGUCAAUCUUAGAUCCGCUAAUGGUUGUUGGGUUGAAACGAUUGAUGCAGACCUUCAAUUGAGGUUGCAACCCCAAGAGAUUAGAAGACAAGAGGCCAUUCAUGAAUUUUACACUGGAGAGAUAGAUACACUUGCGGAUCUCAACUGUUUGAGAAGCGUUUACUUGGAUUCCCUGAAAUGCUUGGCUCUCAUUAAAAACGAAGAAAUAGAGAUAACUUUCAGAACUCUUCUGCAAAUCUUACCCGUCCACAAAGAAAUGAUCAAACACAUUGAAAGUAUACGAGAUCCUAACACCAAGAUCGUACACUCCAUUGGUGCUAUCUUAUAUAAUUGGGUGUCAACUCUUAACUGUUACAUAGAUUAUUGCGGAAACUUGGGGAAUUUGAGAAAUCUUCUGGAAAAAAAAUUCAAACAAGAGGUAAAAGUACGGGAUUUCUUGGAACGUUGUCAAAAUUCGCCAUUUAGCCGUAGACUUGACAUUUGGUCCUUUAUAGAUUUACCCAGGACUCGCUUGGUCAAAUAUCCGCUAUUAUUCAAACAAAUUUUAAAAUUGACUCCAGAAACCCACGAGGAUUACAAUCUCAUCAAACUUUCUAUUAAAGAAGUUGAAAAAUUUAUAAGACUCAUCGACCGUAAGAUAGGUUACAACAAAUGCUUGGCCAUUACCCAAAAUUUAGAAUAUACCCACGAUUUCCAAAAGCACACUGAAAUUCGAAAAGCUCAACAACUCAUAUGUUCAGGCAUGCUGAAGAAUCAGAAAGGAAUAAAACUUCAAACCUUUCUCUUCGACAAUAUAUUUCUCAUGACGAGAGCCUCAAGCUUCAACGUUAAAAACUCGGGAAAAUAUAUUGUUUACAAACGGCCAAUACCAUUAGGCGAGCUCUACUUGGUACCCCAUGCCAAUAUCUCCAAUCCCAAUUACGAUCAUCUAAAUUCCAAUUGUAAUAAUAAUAAUAAAAAUUUGUGUUCAACCUUAAAUGCUAAUUUGACGAGCAAUCGCAAUGCCGAAAUUACGGAAGAGUUUGGGGAGAAUAAAGAAGAUGAAAAUGACAAAGCCUCACAAUCAUUCAACAAUGUCAAAAAGUUUGAAUUCAGAGUUCAAUUUAGACAAAGAGACAGUCAUCCCGACACAACAUUUGUUCAAAGUAUAGUAAUCGUGGAUGAACAUUGUCUGUAUUGCAAAGAUGUACACGAUUUGAAAAUGUGGACAGAUUCGAUUAACUCUUGUAUCAAGCUAUUAAAGAAAGAACAAACACCUCUUUAUAAAUAA
Gordionus sp. m RMFG-2023 is the source of this 1794-nucleotide messenger RNA. RefSeq names its product rho guanine nucleotide exchange factor 3-like. The record is from RefSeq and is a predicted model, not a curated record. The transcript is spliced from 11 exons. The coding region runs from base 1 to 1794 and encodes 597 amino acids. Gene Ontology annotation, biological process: positive regulation of Rho protein signal transduction. NCBI's taxonomy places the organism in Eukaryota, Metazoa, Nematomorpha, Gordioida, Chordodea, Parachordodidae. Gene Ontology annotation, molecular function: guanyl-nucleotide exchange factor activity.